GAGACUUACUGGCCUCUGGCGAGGUUGGACAUUUCGUGCCAACGAGGAAGAGGCAGGAGGGUUUUGAUGGAGACGUGAGUCCAGCAGCGACUCGUUCGUGGGUGGACCUCGAGAGGAACUGGGGAGAAGGAGGAAGUGAGAGAGAAUCCGAACGACGAGGACGGGGUUCUCAUCGAGAAUUGCUCGCGCAAAGUAGGCAAAAUAGAUAUAAUGGCGAGCGCGGAAAAGAAGAAGAAGAAGAGAGACAAGGGAGAGAAAAACGGGGUGGAGGAGGAUGGGGCCAUCGUGACUGCAGGUGCAGCUGGUCUUGAUCAAGCGAGUAUCGAUUUCUUGAUCAAGCCCCAGAGUUCGACCCCUGCAUUGGACACCUCGCAAUGGCCGAUUUUGCUCAAGAAUUACGACAAGCUCAACAUUCGAACUGGACACUAUACCCCCAUUCCCACCGGGCAUUCUCCGUUGAAACGGCCUCUGUUCGAUUACGUACGGUACGGUGUGAUCAAUCUGGAUAAGCCCGCCAACCCUUCUUCCCACGAGGUCGUCGCGUGGAUUAGGAGAAUAUUGAGGGUCGACAAGACCGGACACAGUGGUACUUUGGAUCCGAAGGUCACAGGUAGUCUAAUCGUUUGUGUAGACAGGGCAACUCGGCUCGUGAAAGCUCAACAAGGAGCUGGGAAGGAGUACGUUUGUGUAGCUCGCCUUCACUCCGCAGUCGACAAUGUUGCCAAGGUCGCUCGAGCUAUCGAAACCCUGACCGGUGCUUUGUUCCAAAGACCUCCUCUGAUUUCUGCCGUGAAGAGGCAGCUCAGGAUUAGGACAAUCUACCAAAGUAAGUUGCUGGAAUAUGACGCCGAGCGCCACUUGGUGGUGUUUUGGGUUUCCUGCGAGGCGGGAACUUACAUUAGAACUUUGUGUGUUCACUUGGGAUUGCUUCUAGGAGUCGGGGGCCAUAUGCAGGAGCUGAGGCGUGUGAGGUCAGGUAUUCUGGGAGAGAAGGAUAAUCUGGUAACGAUGCAUGACGUUUUGGAUGCUCAAUGGCAAUUCGAUCACAACCAGGACGAAGCUUAUCUCAGACGAGUUAUUAUGCCCCUGGAGGUUCUGCUGACAAGCUACAAAAGGCUGGUCGUGAAGGACAGUGCUGUCAAUGCCAUCUGCUACGGAGCCAAGCUGAUGAUUCCAGGUCUCUUACGAUUUGAGAACGGAAUUGAAAACGGCGAGGAGGUUGUGCUCAUGACGACCAAGGGCGAGGCAAUCGCAUUGGGUGUCGCUCAGAUGACCACCGCCGUAAUGGCCACCUGCGACCACGGAGUCGUUGCCAAGGUCAAGAGAGUCGUCAUGGAGAGGGACACAUAUCCCAGGAAAUGGGGUUUGGGACCUCGCGCAUCCACGAAGAAGAAAUUGAUCGCCGAUGGGUUGCUGGACAAGAAUGGCAGACCCAACGAGAAAACCCCCGCAGAGUGGCUGAGGAACAUCCCUGAGCUCGAAACCAUCACCGUCGCGGCGGGCGAGGACACAGCGAUCGCGAGGGCGGCAGCCGUGGAAGAGCCUUCGACGGCGAAGCCGAAGAAAGAGGUGAAGGUGAAAGAAGAGCCUGAAGAAGCGCGAGCCGGAGAGAAGAGGAAAGUGUCGGCCGACGUCGCGACCCCAGAGCCCGCCGCGAAGAAGAAGAAGCAAAAGACGGAAGACGCCGAAGAGGUCACGGAGGCGGUGAUGGAGACGACGACCCCGAAGAGCGAGAAGAAGAAAAAGAAGAAGGACAAGGAGCAGCACAAGGAGGAAGAGGAGGAGGAGAAUGGUGCGGACGAGCCCAAGUCCGAGAAGAAGAAGAAGAAGAAGGAUAAAUCCGCCGAUUUGACGGAGGAAUUGACGGAGACACCGAAGAGUGAGAAGAAGAAGAAGAAAGAUAAAUCCGCGGGUGCGGAGGAGACGGCUGCUGAGGCCGAGGCGCCGAAGAGCGAGAAGAAGAAGAAGAAGAAGAAAGACGAGGAGUUAUAGGCCUCCUCGUUCGGAGGAGUCGGCCCGAUUGGAACAUACGUUUGAAGCAUCGCCCUUCUUGUGGAACUCAAUGCACCAGUUGCAAGUGCGAGGGACCUGCAUAGUUAUGUGGAUGCGCAGGAGGGGAGUGCUCCCUAACUUUGUACCGUUUUACUUUCGUUUACUGAAUACACCCAAUUCUAGAGGGAUUUCGUAGGCGAAAAAGAUUAGGACAUGUCGAUUGUUAUGACAUCGCCAGUUGUCCAGCUCCAUGGUCCUUGAGAGGUAACUGACCCCAAGUCUCAGUGAGCUGCAAUAUCUCGCCGGCAGCACCCUCUCCAAUUUUGCAGUGUUGAUUACUUGUACACAACCAAGAAGAAAAGUGUAGUCUGUAUGCCGUCUGUCGUUUCGCACAGAUGUGCUGCUGUUUUAGUUUGAAGCAUUUAUCCAUGCUCAAAACUGUAUAAAGAGUAGGUGAUUUGUGCACGACUAUGCGUUCGACUGAUCGUUCACCAA
Molecule: messenger RNA, 2487 nt
Organism: Marchantia polymorpha subsp. ruderalis
Lineage: Eukaryota; Viridiplantae; Streptophyta; Marchantiopsida; Marchantiales; Marchantiaceae
Source: the annotation of a GenBank genome assembly